Messenger RNA from Guillardia theta CCMP2712, 366 nucleotides. RefSeq lists its product as hypothetical. Gene Ontology annotation, biological process: phosphorelay signal transduction system. Gene Ontology annotation, molecular function: phosphorelay sensor kinase activity. Lineage: Eukaryota; Cryptophyceae; Pyrenomonadales; Geminigeraceae. The transcript has a single exon. The record is from RefSeq and is a predicted model, not a curated record. The annotation marks the transcript as partial.
CGGCGAGCGAACAGCACGGCGGUGAAGAAGGAGGUGCCAGAGAACAAACCUACGAUCCUGCUGGUGGACGAUGACAACACGCUGAGGCUGCUGGUGAAGUCGAGGCUGGAGAAGGACAACAGCAGGGUGAUCGACGCGGGGGAUGGAGAGGAGGCGCUUGAGAAGUUCCACAAGUCACGUCCUGACAUCGUGAUCUCGGACGUCUUCAUGCCUAAGAUGGAUGGGUUCGAGCUCUGCCGCCAGAUCCGCAAGCAUGACAAGCGCGUGCCGAUCGUGAUGCUUACAUCGAUGAACGACGUGAAGGACAGGAUCAAGGGUCUUGAUGCGGGUGCUGACGACUACAUCGUGAAGCCUUUUGCGCCCAAG